This is a messenger RNA of Pistacia vera, 2509 nucleotides long. Its product is annotated as pentatricopeptide repeat-containing protein At5g39350-like. Gene Ontology annotation, molecular function: RNA binding; protein binding. The transcript is spliced from 2 exons. The coding region runs from base 1 to 1995 and encodes 664 amino acids. The record is from RefSeq and is a predicted model, not a curated record. Lineage: Eukaryota; Viridiplantae; Streptophyta; Magnoliopsida; Sapindales; Anacardiaceae. Gene Ontology annotation, biological process: RNA modification.
AUGAAUGGAGGAUCUCUCAAAAAAACCAAGAGCCUCUUUACUAAACUCCUGGAACAAUUCACACCCACAAAAUGUCUCAAAAAAACCAAACAAUUUCAUGCCCUCAUGGUCACUUCAGGCCUUCAAUCCACCAACUUCCAAUUCCCCCUCGUCACUGCCAAAGCGCAGUGCGGUCGCACUUCUUACGCACGCAAACUGUUCGAAGAAAUGCCCAAGCGAAACUUGUUCUUUUAUAACACCUUGAUAAAGAUGUAUUCACGUAAUGGUUCGUCGUAUGAUGCUCUUAACCUCUUUGUUGAAAUGCUCAGGUUUGAAGUGUGCCGCCCUGAUAAUUAUACGUACCCUUUUGUUAUUAAAGCGUGUAGUGACGUGGGUUUGCGCAAAUUGGGCGUUGCAUUUCAUGGGAGAACGUUGGUUGAUGGGAUUGAUAUGGAUGGUAUUGUGCAGAAUUGUUUGAUUGCAAUGUAUAUGAGUUUUGGAGAGGUAGAGGUGGCGAGGAAGGUGUUUGAUGCAAUGAGGGACCGCAACGUGGUGACGUGGAAUACUAUGAUAAGUGGGUACUUUAGGAAUGGGUAUGCUAGGCAAGCUUUGACGGUUUUUGAUUGGAUGGUGAAGAGUGGACAGGAGCCUGAUUGUGCUAGUGUGGUUUCAGUGUUGCCUGUGUGUGGUUAUUUGAAGGAAGUUGAUGUGGGGAGAAGGGUUCAUGCCUUGAUGGAAAAUGGAGAUUUAGGGAAGAAAAUUACGGCGUGGAAUGCGUUGGUUGAUAUGUAUGUGAGGUGUGGUAAUUUGAACGAAGCACAGGUGGUUUUUGAUCGGAUGAGUGAGAGGGAUGUAAUUACAUGGACGUCAAUGAUUAAUGGGUACAUUUUGAAUGGGGAAGUGAGGAAUGCAUUGGGGCUUUUUCGUAUGAUGCAGUUCGAAUGGGUGAGGCCUAAUUCAGUGACAAUAGCAUCACUUCUUUCAGCUUGCUCCAGUUUUCUUUAUCUGAAGAAUGGAAGGUGUUUGCAUGGGUGGACAAUAAGACAAAAGCUUGAGUGUGAGGUAGUUGUGGAAACUGCAUUGAUUGAUAUGUAUGCAAAAUGUAAUCGUGUUGAACUCAGCUUCCGAGUGUUUGCAAGAACAUCAAAAAAGAAAACAGUACCAUGGAAUGCAAUUUUGUCGGGGUGCGUUCACAAUGGGCUCACAAGAGAAGCUGUGGAACUUUUCAAACAAAUGCAGAUGGCAGCGGUACAACCUAAUGAUGCAACCUUAAACAGUCUUCUUCGGGCAUAUGCCAUUCUUGCAGAUUUGCAGCAAGCAAUGAAUAUACAUGGUUAUCUAAUAAGAUCUGGAUUUCUUUCAAACGUAGAAAUUGCUACAGGGCUGAUUGAUAUAUAUUCCAAGUGUGGGAGUCUAGAAUCUGCCCACAAGAUUUUCAGUGGGAUUUCCACAAAGGACAAAGAUAUUAUACUAUGGAGUGUAAUAAUUGCUGGUUAUGGAAUGCAUGGAAAUGGUGAGGCUGCUGUUUCACUGUUCAAAGAAAUGGUUCAAUCUGGGAUGAAACCAAAUGAUGUUACCUUUACUUCAGCUUUGCAUGCAUGCAGCCACUCUGGUCUGGUCGAUGAGGGCUUGGAUUUGUUUAAAUUCAUGCUUGAAAACCACCACCCAAGCCCUUGUGCUGAUCACUACACUUGCAUUGUUGAUCUUCUUGGUAGAGCAGGUCGACUGGAUGAAGCUUAUGAUCUGAUUAGAACAAUGCCUCUUAAGCCUACUCAUGCUGUUUGGGGUGCACUGCUUGGUGCUUGUGUAAUACAUGAGAAUGUUGAAUUGGGAGAGGUGGCUGCAGAGUGGCUAUUUGAGCUUGAGCCAGAGAACACAGGGAACUAUGUAUUAUUGUCAAAGAUUUAUGCUGCAGUGGGAAGGUGGAAAGAUGUUGAGAAUGUGAGAGAUAGGAUGAACGAGAUAGGAUUAAGAAAAACACCAGCUCAUAGUUUAAUCGAGGUUAGGAAUAUGUAAGGUACAUGAUUGUUUAUGCUUCAGAUGUGUUAAGCAUCAGGGUGAACUCAUGUAUCCAUGAAGUGGAAAAGUUCAAUCAUAAGUGAUAUUAAUACCAAAUUGAAGAGUAUGAGAACAGUGAACGCUACUGCAAUGUUUGGAAGACUCAUUGGUGGAGCUGAAGGAAACUCCUUUUAAAAUAGUCUUUCUUUUUUUUCUGAAGAGACUAUUGAACAUCAAUAACUAUGUAUUUAGGAUGGAAAUGCCUCUAUAUCAUUGAAACUAAGAUUGUGUUACUGCUGUUGUCUCAACUACAUCGGUAUUGCUGAUGGACAAGGCGACUGGUUUGUCAUAGCACUUUUGCAGCACAAGGAACCAUUUCCUUCCAUCCCUCGUGGAAAUGUAUGGAUGAUGGGAGUGUUUCAGGUGAAAGAAUGGUCAUUUUUACUUAGAAUAGGCAAUUCAAGUGUUGGAAGGAAAACAAACAGAUGAAAACAAUGGACACGCCAUGUAGUAAGUGGAAGUUUUAUCUGCA